AUGUAUCCCUUUCUGACGUCUGUUUGUGCUCUCUCUACGCUACUUCCUCUAGCCAUCGCCCAAACCUCUGGGACGUUCAAUACUCUUACGUUCAAUGUCGCUGGCCUACCUGCCCUUCUAAACGGCAACGAUGUUCCUGGAGAUAAGGAGACCAACACCGCCCGCAUCGGCCAGCUGUUCUCUAAAUAUGACAUCUCUGUCAUCAACGUUCAAGAGGACUUCAACUACCAUGCUACGCUGUACGCCAAUGAUGACCAUCCUUAUAGAACAGCUACAAGCGGGGGAGUGCCCUUUGGUAGCGGCCUGAACACUCUGAGCAACUAUCCUUUUACAGGCUUUCAGAGAGUCAAGUGGAACACAUGCAGUACUUUUGAUAGUGCAGACUGUCUCACACCAAAAGGCUUCACCUUCAUGCGCGUUAAGCUGGCUGAAGGCGCAGUAGUGGACAUGUAUAACCUACACGCCGAUGCCGGUACCACUGCCGCGGACAACAAGGCCCGCGCGGCCAACCUCCGCCAGGUAUCCGACUACAUUAAAACCAACUCAGUCGGCAAUGCAGUGGUCGUCUUCGGCGACUCGAACUCGCGGUACACGCGCACCGACGACAUUCCUGACGUGUUCAAGACCGAGAAUGGUAUGACCGAUGUUUGGCUGCAGCUUGUCCGCAACGGUGUUGCGCCCGCGAAAGGUGCUGAUGCUCUGCUCUGCUCGAACCCGUCCACUACCAACACAUGCGAAAUCGUCGACAAAACCUGGUACCGUGGAUCUUCUGCUUUGACACUUACGGCAAAAACAUUCGACUAUGCAGGUCACAUGUUUCUCCAAGAGAACGGCGACCUGCUUAGUGACCACAACGGUGUGCUCGUGGACUUUUCCUGGAGUCUGGUCAACAGCGUCGCAGUCUCCGAUGUCUUUGGCGGCGAAGAAGGUACGUGGUACAAUGAUCUGAGCACCGUCGCCGGUCUCGUCGGCCCAAAAGUUUCUUCAAUUACGCUUCGUGGUGCGGAGCGCGUGGAUGCAGUUUCCGUGACUCUGGCUUCUGGACAGACGCUUUCGCAUGGUGGGACUGGUGGCACAGCGACUACUUUAACUUUGGCUACUGGAGAGACGCUUACUUCUGCGCAGCUGUGUCAGGGUCAGAAGAACGAUAAGACCAGAAUCUUCUAUGCGCAGUUUACUACUAGCGCUGGGAAGACGAUAUCUGCUGGUGUCAAGACCAGCGACUGUGUGACGCGAACCGCCGAUACUGGCCUCAGUAUUGUCGGUUUCCUUGGUCGUUCAGGCGACGAAGUCGACCAGUUAGGUCUCAUCUACUCCAGAGCUUAG
Alternaria arborescens is the source of this 1326-nucleotide messenger RNA. RefSeq lists its product as hypothetical. Gene Ontology annotation, cellular component: cytoplasm. The record is from RefSeq and is a predicted model, not a curated record. The transcript has 3 exons. The coding region runs from base 1 to 1326 and encodes 441 amino acids. Gene Ontology annotation, molecular function: sphingomyelin phosphodiesterase activity. Lineage: Eukaryota; Fungi; Ascomycota; Dothideomycetes; Pleosporales; Pleosporaceae.